Molecule: messenger RNA, 639 nt
Organism: Ceratosolen solmsi marchali
Lineage: Eukaryota; Metazoa; Arthropoda; Insecta; Hymenoptera; Agaonidae
Gene: Adi1
Product: acireductone dioxygenase 1
Exons: 4
Coding region: 21-581 (186 amino acids)
Molecular function (GO): acireductone dioxygenase [iron(II)-requiring] activity
Source: RefSeq, a predicted model, not a curated record
UUGUUGUCAAGUUUUCCAAAAUGGUACGAUGCUGGUAUAUGGAGGAGAGCUCGUUCGACCAGCGACUGGAACAUCACUUUGAUCCCUGCCAAUAUUUGAGUUUAUUAGAACUCUUUGAUUGCACCGGAGUCGAGUGCUUUAAGGUCGAUCACGAAAGCUAUGAAACCGAUGAAACUUUAAAAAACUUAAGAACCGAACGUGGCUACACAUUCGAGGAUGAGAUACACUUCCACUCAGGUUCGCCUAAUUAUGAAGAAAAGCUACAAAAUUUUUAUACCGAACACUUGCACACUCAUGAAGAGAUUCGAUUGAUAGUCGCUGGUUCUGGUUAUUUUGAUGUUAGAGAUAAAGAUGAUAGAUGGAUUCGCUUAAAAGUUACGGCUGGAGAUUUAAUAAUUAUUCCAAGUGGUAUUUAUCACAGAUUUACCUUAGAUGUUAAUAAUUAUAUAAAAGCAAAGCGCUACUUUAUUGGAAUACCAAUUUGGUUGCCUUACAACAGACCAGCCGAGGAUAUGUUUUGUCGAAAAGAAUAUUUGGAACGUCUGGAACAAGGUUUCAAAGUAGAACGCUUAAAUGCAUAAACAAUAAAAUGUAGAUUUAAAAACUAUCAAAAUUUAUUAUCUAUGUAAUAUAUUUGGC